Messenger RNA from Musa acuminata AAA Group (dessert banana), 1569 nucleotides. RefSeq names its product zinc finger protein WIP2-like. The coding region runs from base 412 to 1425 and encodes 337 amino acids. Gene Ontology annotation, biological process: anatomical structure development; regulation of gene expression. Lineage: Eukaryota; Viridiplantae; Streptophyta; Magnoliopsida; Zingiberales; Musaceae. Gene Ontology annotation, molecular function: DNA-binding transcription factor activity. Gene Ontology annotation, cellular component: nucleus. The record is from RefSeq and is a predicted model, not a curated record. The transcript has 2 exons.
UGGACAGCAUGGAAUCCCAGUCCCAGAUGGGCCUCACUUCCUCUUCAGCUCUCUCUCGUUUCGUCUCAGUGUUUACAUUAUGCCCAGCUUUAGUUUGUUGUAUGUGAAAAACACUGUCAUCUUCAUCAUCGUCAUCCAGUAAAUGAUCUUCGGUCUAUACAUACUCUUCAAUCAGACAUUCAUCCACCUCUUUCUUUCUUUUCUCUCUCUCCCUGCAACUUUCCCUUCUCUAUGUUCCAGUCAACCAGGUUGUUCUCCUCCCCCCACCCCUCUCUCUCUCUCUCUCUCUCUCUAGCGAAUUAUUUAGGCUGGCUACUUUGCUCAACCUUCUCUCCGCCCUUCCCUCUUCACUCUCAAUAGGAAGCUGUUAAACCCAACAGCCUCCUCUCUUCUUCUUCCUCCUCUCCUGCUAUGGCAGAUCCCUACUCUAAUUUCUACAAACUCUACAGCCACUACCCUCUCAUCUCCGAUCCAUCCUUCCCACCAGCUGCGUUUCAAUCCUACAGCUUCAGCACACACAGCUCACUCCCGCCGCAUCCUCCAUCUCCUCCCCUUAGAGAAGCCCUCCCUCUCCUGAGCCUCAGACCCACGAGGUACCAAGAGGAGGAGGAGGACACCUCGUGCAGUGCCUCCGCCGGAGGGAGUAGGAACAAAGCCGCGCGUGCCGAUGAUGAAGCUGAUGAUGAAGUUGGUGGCGUGACUGUGGCUCUCCACAUAGGCCUACCGAGCCCUGGUGCAGUUGAUCUGGUAUCAAGACUCUCCCCAACCUCAGAAGACAACGCAGAAAAGGAAGAAGAAGAAGGUGAUGAUGUCGUUACCUCAGGCUACCCUUCCAAUUCCUUAGGGAGGCUCAACAAAGGCCAGUACUGGAUUCCCACGCCUUCUCAAAUCCUUAUUGGACCUACCCAGUUCUCUUGCCCUGUCUGCUACAAGACUUUUAAUAGAUACAACAACAUGCAGAUGCACAAGUGGGGGCAUGGAUCACAGUAUAGGAAGGGACCAGAGUCUCUAAGAGGCAUCCAACCGACGGCCAUGCUGAGGCUUCCGUGCUACUGCUGCGCGCCUGGCUGCAGGAACAACAUAGACCAUCCAAGAUCGAAGCCAUUGAAGGACUUCAGGACCCUCCAAACUCACUACAAAAGGAAGCACGGCAUCAAGCCGUUCAUGUGCCGGAAGUGCGGAAAGGCCUUCGCAGUGAAAGGAGAUUGGAGAACCCAUGAAAAGAACUGUGGAAAACUGUGGUACUGCAUCUGUGGCUCCGACUUCAAGCACAAGAGAUCGCUGAAGGACCACAUCAAGUCCUUUGGGCAUGGCCAUGCUGCUUACGGCAUCAACUGCUUCGAGGAGGAAGACGAUCCAUCGUCGGAGAUCGAACAAGAUUGCCACCAACUAAAUGAGUGUCACCGGGGUCCUGUAAAUCAAUGAAGGUAUACAUUGGUAUCUCCCUUACCUGGUUCGUGCUUGUGUCCAUAUUGUAAUGAAGCAAGAUAAGAGUCUCCAGUUGCUACGUUUAGGGCACAUAUGAACUGCCUCAUUUCUUUUCCUUGUUCGGACGAGCUUGUAUGUCCA